GGGCUUCUCCUCUGUGUUACACGGCAAAGAAAAGGAGGUGGAAAGAAAAAAAAUGUCAUUAGAAGAGGCGUAACACGUCAGUCCCUACCCAGGUUUGUUUCCUGGAGUGGGUGUAAGACAUCAGUUGUAAACCUGCCCUAGCAGGAAUAGCGGUCCCUCCCUCCUCCCAACUAUUUCUAAGGCUUUAUUUCUAAGGCUUUAUUAUCACCGGUGGAAAAGGAUCCGCUCACCGACGCGCUCCGGUAUCAUCCCUCCUCUCCUCGCAAAACUCCUAUUCACAAGACAACCUCUUUACACGUCCUAAAAAACAGAUAUCAAGCUGAAAUCAAGGAAUCGAGUCCAUGCGAGCUGCCAUCUGAUCCCACACACACUUAUCAAUGAAGCAAGAGAUCAUGGCGGAUGGCCCCAGGUGUAAGAGGCGAAAACAAGCCAACCCGAGACGGAAAAACGCAGCUCUCAACUAUGAGAACGUGGUGGAGACGGGCUCGGAGACGGAGGAGGAGGACAAGCUGCCGGUGUCCGAGGAAGACCCCCUGAUCAACGGCACCGGCAGCCCGGCCAGCCUCACCAACCCGGAGGCCUCGCCGCACGCCGAGAGCCACGGCUUGCUCACCAAGGACGAGGAGGACGACGAGAUGCGGGACAGCGGCGUCGAGCACAUCUGGCCCGACAACGACAUGCUGAGCGCCUCGGUCGAUGGUACUGAUGAAAUAAAAGAUGAUUUUGACACCCUGGGGCCUGAUGCCACUUUGCAGGCAGUUGGAAACGGUACAGUCAAGAGCGUCGAUUGCACUUCAGAGUUGGAGGACUUCUUUGCCAAGCGGAAGCUGGACGACGGCGACAGCCACGUGGUGAGCAUCGCCGAGUACCUGCAGCGCGGCGACACCGCUAUCAUCUACCCAGAAGCCCCGGAGGAGCUGUCCCGCCUGGGAACGCCGGAGGCCACCGGACCGGAGGAGAACGACCUGCCACCUGGAACGCCAGAUGCCUUCGCCCAACUGUUGACCUGCCCCUACUGCGACCGGGGCUACAAGCGUUUGACAUCGCUGAAGGAGCACAUCAAGUACCGCCAUGAGAAGAACGAGGAGAACUUCGCCUGCCCCCUGUGCAACUACACGUUUGCUUACCGCACUCAGCUUGAGCGGCAUAUGGCCACACACAAGCCUGCGAGGGAUCAGCACCAACUGCUCAACCAAGCGGCCGGCAACCGCAAGUUCAAAUGCACCGAGUGUGGCAAGGCCUUCAAAUACAAGCACCAUCUGAAGGAACACCUCCGGAUUCAUAGCGGUGAGAAACCGUAUGAGUGCCCCAACUGCAAGAAGCGUUUCUCCCACUCGGGCUCCUACAGCUCCCACAUAAGCAGCAAAAAGUGCAUUGGCCUGAUUGCGGUCAAUGGCAGGAUGCGCACCAACAUGAAGACGGGCUCCUCCCCCACCUCUGCCUCCGCCUCACCCACCAAUACUGCCAUCACUCAGCUGCGGCAGAAACUCGAGAACGGCAAGCCGCUCGGCCUGGCCGACCACAACAACCACCUGAACAUCAAGACGGAGCCGCUGGACUUCAACGACUACAAGCUGAUGAUGGCGUCUCACGGAUUCGGCGCUCCUGGACCGUUCAUGAAUGGAGUGGGAGGGAACAGCCCACUGGGGGUCCACCACAACUCCACGGCCCAGAGCCCCUUGCAGCACCUGGGGAUGGCCGGGCUUGAGUCACAUCUCCUGGGCUACCCGGGUCAUCUGGGGAACAACCUGAGCGAGGUGCAGAAGGUUCUCCAGAUCGUGGACAACACUGUGUGCAGGCAGAAAAUGGACUGCAAGCCAGAGGAGCUCUCCAAGCUCAAGGCCUACAUGAAGGAGCUUGGAUCCCAGGUUGAGGAGCAAAAACAGGCGCUGACAUCGGCAGGGGGGGCUCAGGUUGGUCUUCCACUCGUCAAUCACAACGGCGCCACCAAAAGCAUCAUCGACUACACGUUAGAAAAAGUGAACGAAGCCAAAGCCUGCCUCCAGAGCUUGACGACAGACUCAAAGAGACAGAUUAGCAAUAUCAAACGAGAGAAAUCCAACCACAUGCUUGAAGGAGGUGUGGAUGAGAAGGUGCAGGAAAACAACAUGUUUACACCUUACGCUUGCCAAUACUGCAAAGAAACCUUCCCCGGGCCAAUACCUUUGCAUCAACAUGAACGCUACCUGUGUAAAAUGAAUGAGGAGAUCAAAGCCGUGCUGCAGCCCAGUGAGAAUCUGAUGCCCAACAAACCAGGGAUAUUCAUGGAGAAGAACACCCACUUACCCUCCUCCAUGUUGUCUGACAAGGGACUCACUGGGCCCAUUAACCCCUACAGGGACCACAUGUCUGUGUUGAAGGCAUAUUUCGCCAUGAACAUGGAGCCCAACUCGGAGGAGCUGCUCAAGAUUUCCAUAGCAGUUGGCCUUCCUCAGGAAUUUGUCAAGGAGUGGUUCGAGCAGCGGAAGAUGUACGAGUACGGCACUACCAGAACCCCACCACUAGAGCACAGGAACAACACGGAUAUGGUUGUCGGAACAAAUAACCACCACACUCCACCAAAAGACUCUUUGGCAGCUAGGUCACCUGUGUCUCUAAUCAAACCUACUGACCGCAUCACAUCCCCCUCCAUAGCAGAGCUCCAUAACAACGUUAACAACUGUGACAACUCGCUGAGACAUUUGAAAAACCACCAGUUCAGCGGCAACGCCAAACACACAGGUGAAAAGUUGGACCACUCCCGCAGCAACACCCCCUCCCCGCUGAAUCUGUCCUCCACAUCUUCCAAAAACUCUCACAGCAGCUCCUACACUCCAAACAGCUUGACUUCAGAAGACCUGCAGGCUGAGCCGCUGGACCUGUCUCUGCCGAGACUCAUGAAGGAACCCAAGCAUGCACUGACUGUCAAAAGCAGACCUAAAGUCAACAGCAUUACCAUUGACCAUAACAGCAUCCCUUCUCCCCGAGAGCACUUCGAAGAGCCUUUGAACUUGGUCUAUCUCAAGAAGGAUUUCUCAGGCUCGACCAACAACGGAAACCUAGAAAAAAGCACUAGCCCCAUCUUCGGCAUUAACCCCUUCGCUGCCAAACCCCUGUACACGUCACUUCCACCUCAGAGCGCUUUCCCACCUGCCACAUUCAUGCCCCCGAUGCAGGCCAGCAUACCAGGUCUUAGGCCCUACCCGGGCAUGGAUCAAAUGGGCUUCCUACCACACAUGGCCUACACUUACGCAGCAGGGGCAGCUACCUUUGCCGAGAUGCAGCAGAGGAGAAAGUACCAGCGGAAACCAGGUUUCCAGGGGGACCUGCUCGACGGUACACCAGAUUACAUGUCAGGGCUGGACGACAUGACAGACCCCGACUCCUGUCUGUCGCGGAAGAAGAUUAAGAAGACCGAAAGUGGUAUGUACGCGUGUGACUUGUGCGACAAAACAUUCCAGAAGAGCAGUUCCCUUCUAAGACACAAAUAUGAACACACAGGCAAGAGGCCGCACCAGUGCCAGAUCUGCAAGAAGGCCUUCAAACACAAACACCAUCUCAUCGAGCACUCCAGGCUGCACUCGGGCGAGAAACCCUACCAGUGCGACAAGUGCGGGAAGAGGUUCUCCCACUCGGGCUCCUACUCGCAGCACAUGAACCACCGCUACUCCUACUGCAAGCGGGAGGCGGAGGAGCGGGAGGCGGCCGAGAGGGAGGCCCGCGAGAAGGGCCACCUGGAGCCCACCGAGCUGCUCAUGAGCCGGGCGUACUUGCAGGGCAUGACUCCUCAGGGCUACCCAGAGCUGGCAGAGCGCGAGGCCAUCCUGAGGCACGACGCCGUGAACGGAGGGAUCAGAGAGGGACGGAAGGAAGUGGACGGAACGUACGCAAAGAUUGGACGGAGGGAUGACGAGUUCGAGGAGGAGGAGGAGGAGAGCAAGAGCAUGGACACGGACCCGGACACGUUGAGGGACGAGGAGGAGAACGGAGAGCACUCGAUGGACGAUAGCUCGCUGGACGGCAAAACGGAAACCAAAUCGGAUCACGAGGACGCGAUGGAGGAUGGCAUGUAAUCAGCGGCGACAUUUUUCAGAAGCUUCCCAUCUUAAAAAAAAUUUCUUUUUUAAAAAAAAAUUUUCUCUCUUUUUUUGUUUUUUUUUUUCGGUUCAGUAUUCUUACCUGCUCGGUUUAAAACGCCGUGUUUUAAGCUGUACAUGCACGUGCCUGAAGCUUCCGGGAAGCUUUUCUUUGACAAGACUCCUCGGGCGGGAAGUAGGGGGAACGAUGUCUGCCGAACAAGACACGGACUCAAAAAUCAAUCCGGAGGAGGUGUUGAGGGAAGGGAGGCAUGGGUUUGUGAAAUAAGCUGCAUUAUGCAAACCGAACAAUGAAUAAAUGAAUACAUUUCAAAAAAUGUACAGUACUAAGGCCUAAAAAUAUGUGUGGUGCUAACCUCCUCAGAUAAACCCCCUGUGUUCCAUAGUAUUUAUAGCACAACUAGUGACUUGUACAAAUUGCACUCCGCUUCUAUAAUCAUGAACAAAAAUAAUAAAAAGUAUUGCCUAUGUAUAUAUUUAUACAGUGUUGGAAAAAGAGCAGUAGUAUCUGCACUACAGUCCUUCGAUAUUACCUUUGUUAUCACCUACCUACCUACAGUGUCGUCUUUAGUUUCGCCACAAACAUCUCCAGCCACACUGUUUUAGGCCUCUUGAAUCAAAUGAAGGAAUUCAAAUAAGACUUUGUGAAGGAGCUGUUUUUUUUUUCUCGUUGAUUUUUUUUUCUUAAGAGGAGAAGAAGUUUUAAAGAGACCUUCAUUUUAAGGGAAAAUACAGUUUAUGGACAGAUGGGGGACAAAAAAAAGAAAAAAAAAAUGAAGGACGAAGCCUUUGUAAGGUGUUUUUUGAUAAGAAAAAAGAAGCCUUAUAUGCAAACCUUUUAACCUGUGUGUUUUCUGCAAGUGCCACCCUCGUAUUGUGUAAAAGGAAGGUUACUUUUUUUCACCAGCUUCAGUAUUAUGAAAUGGUUCACCGUUGUUCUUUGAAGCACCCGUGUCAGUAUUAAGACUUAUAGGCAGCAGUUCCUUAGUUUACAUUAUGUUGUGCAAUGUUUUCUCAGUUCUUUUCUUUAAACUUUGUCAGUAUUACACCAAACCAUUUUUUUGAAAACAACAAAAAUUGCAUUCAUUUAUUUGUAGGUUGAAAAAAAAAAACAUUAUUUAUGUGGCCCAUUUUAUAUUUCCUAAUUUUAUUUAUUUCAUACUGUUGUGUACAGUACUAUAGUUCUUCAAUAUAUAGAUAUAUUUUAGUAAAAAGGAACAUGGUGUCGAUCAUAGGGGCAAAUUUUACGUAAAGAGAGCAUUUAUUGUGUUUUGAAACAUUGUGAAAUGCGAAGUUUAAUCUUAUUUUAUUUUAUUUCCUUUUAUUUUCCAGUUACUGGAAAAUUCCAAAUUUGGGAACUUUUAUACAAUUGUGAAAACACUGUAUUUUCGACUGAAAAAUUCCACUUUCUUCAUCUUUGUUUCUUUUUUUAAGCUAAAAAAAAUGAAGAGGGACUGUUAAAUACUAUGUAUGAUAUCAUGACUGAAGAAGAAUCUUUCCUGAAAUGUCUUUGUAAAAGUAUUAUUGAAUUCUUAAUUUGUAAUUUCUCUUGAAAAUGACCCUGCUCGAAUAAAAGUAGCCAAAUUACAGAGUACCAAA
Amphiprion ocellaris (clown anemonefish) is the source of this 5675-nucleotide messenger RNA. RefSeq names its product zinc finger E-box binding homeobox 2b (gene zeb2b). Gene Ontology annotation, biological process: anatomical structure development; regulation of transcription by RNA polymerase II. The transcript has 10 exons. Gene Ontology annotation, molecular function: RNA polymerase II cis-regulatory region sequence-specific DNA binding; DNA-binding transcription factor activity, RNA polymerase II-specific. Lineage: Eukaryota; Metazoa; Chordata; Actinopteri; Pomacentridae. The coding region runs from base 378 to 4052 and encodes 1224 amino acids. The record is from RefSeq and is a predicted model, not a curated record.